This is a messenger RNA of Salvia hispanica, 5420 nucleotides long. The record is from RefSeq and is a predicted model, not a curated record. NCBI's taxonomy places the organism in Eukaryota, Viridiplantae, Streptophyta, Magnoliopsida, Lamiales, Lamiaceae.
CGUUGCAGUGAAAAAGAAUGACCUCGAGAAAGCUUUCGAAUAUCAUCAGCGAAGAUGGCACAGUUGGUGUCAAAGAUGUUCAACUCACUGCUAUUAUUCGAGAUGCCAAACACCAAAAUGCCAAAGAGACGAUAGGCCAAGUUAAUAAACCAGGCUUAUUUAAUUACAAGGAGUUCCUUCAGAUUAUCAAGUUGUUGGAGGAGCCCAUUAUAAAUGAUCAGAAGAAUGCAAUACAUGAAAAAUUGCAUGGAAUGGAUAAGCAAUCGACUAUGAUUUUGUAUGGUAAAGCAGGAGUUGGGAAAACAUGGUUGGCAAGAGAAGUAGCAAAUACUGCAGUGAGAAAGCGCGGUUUUUAUUACGCCAUUUGGGUGUACCUCAACAGGAUUUACAAAGAUGAUGCUAGCCUUCAAGAGAGCAUUGCUUCUCAGCUGUCUGUGCUUUCUGAUUACGAGGAUGCGGUGGAGAAGGCCAAGGCUGAAGAAGAAGAGGCCAAGAAGAAGGCCAAUGCUGAGAAAGCGGAAGAGGAGAAGGAGGCCGAGGAGAAGAAGAGCAUUGUUGCCAUGAAAAAAGAAGGGGUGAGUGAUAAGAAAGUCAAGAGUAUUGAGCAAUGGAUCGUUGAGAAGGUCUAUGAUAAGAAGAUUCUUGUUGUGUUGGAUGAUGAUGGGAGUGGAAUGAGUGGAGAGGUCAUUGAAUAUGAAGGCUUUUUUACAAGAAAACGGAAUUUUUAUUUGAAGUUAUCUGUUGGAGAAAAGGUCGUGGGUAUGGAGUUAGGUGCCUUGAAGUCUUACAAAGUUAUGAAAACUGUUAGAGAUGAUAACCCUGAUAAACAUGAGCCAGGAGAGAAUGUGGUGAUGGUGAAGCCUUUCAGCUGGGAGAGAUCCAUGAACUUGGCAGAUCGAGCAAUGAAGGCGGAAAAAGUUGAAAGAAAAGAAGUUGGAGAUUUACUUCGUUAUUUCAUGUUUAGGAGCGAGAGGCUUCCGUCUCAGCUUCUCUUGAUAAGCAGAAUCGUGAGCUAUCUUGGUAGCAAGGGUGAGUCGGGAUUGCGGAAGCUGGAAGACGACAUGGCUACGAUCAAGAGAGAAGAGAAAGAUGUCAUGUUGUUGGAUGUGCUGAUUAAACGAUACGAGGAGAGGCUUCCCAAGAGCAUCCUGAUCGACUGCUAUGGGCCCGACACGCCUAAGAACCACUUCAUGCAUCGAGACAGACCAGUCAACUUCAACGAGCUCAUCUGCUACUGGAUCAUGGAGGGCCAUCUCGGUCCUUUUAACCGUGUCCAUGAGGCGUACCACAAGUGUCACCGCGUCAUCAUGGAGCUCAUGGACUGCGGCCUCCUGCAGAAGGAGACCAACAUCAUUGCACCGAGCGGUGCAACAACAUUCAAAUUCCACAUCCAUGACUACGAGGAAUUCUUCAGUGGCGUCCGCCCUGGGAUUGGUGUCAUGUUCGACAUGAGCCUAGGGAUGGUCGCGCUCGGAGAUGGAAUGAUCAGAACAAUAAGCAACACCAACACCAACACCAAACUCGACAAACAAGUUAUAUCAACAUUGCUCCUCUAUGGCGACUGCAUUGGUGAAGAGGAAUGCCCCACGGGGAACUUGUUGGAGCACAAGGAACGUGUGGAGAUACUCGCCCUCUCCGAUCCUACUAGCCAACAUUUCAAGCUUCCCAUUCUUGAAAUGAAGAAGCUCCGCCUCCUGGCCCUCCGAGGCUGCCAGUUUCUUCCCAGCCUCGAGCCUUUUCUUGUGAAGAAACCCGACGAAGAGGAGGGAGAAUAUCCUCAGAAAAGUGAGACAGAGAUUCCUCAAGAAUUUGUUAAUGAAAAGCUUGAAGGGCUCACAGUUCUUGAGAUAUCUGGUCCCAAAUCACAGAUAAACGCUAUACCAGAUAAGCUCUUUACCCUCAUGCCUAAUCUCAAAACAGUAAACUUGUCUCAUCUUGGCCAAGUCACAACACUGCCUACGUCUUUCUACUCCCUAACUCAAAUCGAGUUCCUCGUCCUCAGAGGCUGUGAGAGCCUACAAGAGUUGGGGAGCCUCAAAGAGUUCAAAGAUCUGAAGAUUCUAGACGUUUCCGGCUCCACCUCGUUCGAGAAGUUUGAGGACAAGAGCCUCCACACCAACACAAAGCUCCAAAUACUUAACCUCUCCAAGACCAACCUCAAGACACUGCCUCUAAUCAACCAGCUCAAGGACCUCAAAUUUGUAUGGCUUAAAGGCUGCCCAAACCUGCCGACGAUAUGCAAUCUCGAUAAAAUGCAAAAUCUUGAGAUAUUUGAUAUUUCAGGUGCUGAAGAGGUGGACCGCUUCUGCGAUCUUUCCUGGGAAGAUCUCACGAAACUUGUGACCAUUAAUAUCUCAAACACAAAGAUCAGACGGCUGUCUCCCAACUUGGGCGAUCUCACUUAUCUGUAUGCCAGAAAUUGCCUCAGGAUCAAAGUAGUGCCACCAGUGGAAGGACUCAAGAAACUCCAAGAGCUAGAUCUCUCGGGAUGUAUUAAUCUGACAAAGGUCAGACAAGAGUUCUUCAAAGAUGUGAAGCUCCUCAGAAGUCUAAAUCUCUCCAGAACGAAUGUCCGGGAACUCUCCUUCCUUGAUAAUGACCGUAGCUCUCUUCGUGAAUUAUUGUUGUCCGGAUGCAAGUUCUUGGAGAAGGUGGGCAGUUUGAAGUGCCUGAAAGAGCUGGAGCGUCUUGAUCUUUCGGGUUGUGAGAGAGUGAUGGAGUUGGAAGAGGGAACGUUCGACGAAAUGAAACACCUCGAGCAUCUUAACCUGUCCGGAACAGGCAUCGGGAAGCCAACACCGAUGCCAUCACUGUCCAAACUCGAGAAUCUGAAAGAACUUCAUGUGAGGGAGUGUCGUAAUCUGAAGGAGUUGCCGGGAGUGGAACAAGUUUCAAAGCUUCAGCUUCUGGAUUGUUCUGGAACUGUUCUAGAAACACCACCUUGCUACAGGAAUGAUCAUCCUCGACCAUCAGGCUUAAAUUUAGUUGGAGGUGGUGUAGAAAGCAUCGAUAGAGUUGAUCUGUUGAGGCAGCUGGGUGUGGAGCGGGGUGGUGUUGAAAGUGAAAAAUUGAUAUUCAAACAAGAGGAAGUGAGCCAGAGCAAUUGGAACAUGCGAAUUGGAUCUGCAACGACGCCUAUCUAUGGACUCCAUUUCAUUCGCCUGUUGAAGGAAAAUCCAUCGUUUCUGAUACAGAAUUUGAGUAAAUUCUGUUUCCUGAUUUAUCCCUCGGAGGUAGAGGUCAAAAUGCAGGACAGAUUUCGAGAGGAAUCCUAUGGCGAUGAGGUGAGUUUGAGAGAGAUCUAUUUGGAGAAAGUUUGUGGAGAGAAGAUGGAGAGAUGUUUGGAGAUGCGAGAAUUCAAGAAGCUUCCACAAAGUGUAGAUCCUCUAAUAGAGCAAGCUCAGUUGGUGGUGCUGGUGGAUGUUCCGUUUUUGGUGUCGUUGCUUGAUUUGCGCAGCUUGCCUAUAAUAAAGGCGUGUUGGAUUGAGAGAUGCAGUGAGUUCAAGUAUGUCUUUGCUGCUCCAGAGAAAAAGGAAGAGGAGGUGAAAAGUGAAGAAGACAAUCAACCGAAGAAUGGUGAGUUGAAGAGAGGUUUAGGCGAUUCUCCGGAGAAAGCGAAAGAGAAAAAUUCCGCGGAUGGAAAAUCUGGAGAGUCGGCUAAGGGCCAAGGCAAUGAAGCUGGAAAAGGCCAAGCCGAUCAGCCUGCAAAGGAAAAAUCAGGUGGCGAUGAUUCUAAGAAUGAAAAUUUGGGCGAGUCUGCUCAAGGCAAAGACAAUGAGCAUGAGAAAUCAGGAGAUACAGAUAAAGUCGGAGGCAGCCAACCUGACAACGCUGCUGCAGAUAAUUCUAAAGACAAAGGCGAUCAACAGAAGAAUGAAAAAUCUGGAGAUGUAGCCGAUCAGAAAAAUCCUGCUGCUGAGGAUACAACGAAAAUCGGAGGCGAUGAGAAGAAGAAUGAUGCAGAUGCAGCAAAACCUGAGAAUGAAAACGCUGCAAGUGACAAAGGCGAUCAACAGAAAAAUGAAAAAUCUGGAGAUCUAGCAGAUCAGAAGAAUCCUACGGCUGAGGAUACGCCAAAAAUCAGAGGCGAUGAGAAGAAGAAUGAUUCAGGUGGAAAAUCAGGAGAGACAGAAAAAAUUGGAGGCAACAAACCUGAGGAUGACAAAGGCGAUCAACAGAAGAAUGAAAAAUCUGGAGAUCUAGCGGAUCAGAAGAAUGCCGCUGCUGAAAAUACAACAAAAAUUGGAGGCAACGAGAAGAAGAAUGAUGCAGAUGCAGCCAAUAACCAAGGCAAUCAGCAGAAGAAUGCUGCAGGAGAUGCAGAUACAUCAAAAAUUGGAGGCGUUGAGCAGAAAACUAGUGUUGCAGACGCGGCAGCGAAGAAUGAGAGGGAUCCAGCUACCGAAUAUCUGGAGACUCUCUGGAUUUCUCAUGUUUUAAAUAUGGAGAGUAUAUGCAAAGGCGACAUCCAAAGCGUGACCUUCAAUUCACUCAAAACGCUAUAUCUGGAGUACUGCCCAAACCUCUCCGAGAUAUGCUCCUCAUCCCUGCAAUUGGAAAACCUCAAAACUCUCUACAUCAAAUAUUGCCACAAGCUAGUCAAACUUUUUGCAGAUGAAAAUCCUUCCACGAUGGAGAAUCUAAGCCACCUGCAUCUAUGGGGGCUCGAUAAGCUGCAGAAGAUCAACUGCCAGACGCCUAAGCUGGCAGAGGUUCGAGUCGGGGAAUGCCCCUUGCUUGAGUACGUGAUUCUCACACCCACAGUAACAGAUCCACCAGCAGAAAACGAGCGCCACGACAACCUGAAGAGCCUCAGCAUCAAGUCAUGUGAUAGCCUCAAGGCCAUCUUUGAAAGUGAGCAGUUCGCGGUCUUGGAUAGCCUAAUCGAGCUGGAGCUGUGCCGGUUGCCCAAGCUGGAGAACGUUGCCAUGCAGGUGCAAAGCCUCCUCGUCUUGAGAGUCGAGGGCUGCCCCUCUUUGACCACCCUAAGUGCUGUAUAUGGAGCCCGUGGUCUUGAGACGUUGGAGGUGAAAUCAUGUGAGAAACUGAAAACCAUCCGUAGACAUGCUGAAUCCAAUUUAAAGAACAUUAAGUUGUUGGGGCUGCCCCAGCUGGUGGAAGUUGAACCUAAGUUCUCCAAAAAAAAAGUGAUGUGAUUUGCAAUGGAGGACGUCCAGGCGGACGUUGGACUGGCGCGCGCGACAUCCUCGCCAUUAGGUGUGCGAGAGGCGGACGCGGACGUCGCUUGCAGACACCGUAGAUCCGCGGCUUUCCGACGACGUACGUUCAGCUAGCGGCAAACUAUAGAUUCAAGGCAUAACAUGUAACUUUAUUUGAAUCGUUUUUUAGUUUGGGAUGGUUUUUUUUGGGUGAACUAUGUAUUUUUUUAAUUUAAAUAUGUAUGUUUUUUUAAAAAUAAA